Sceloporus undulatus (fence lizard) is the source of this 10917-nucleotide messenger RNA. It is a transcript of the gene ADAMTS9, whose product is annotated as ADAM metallopeptidase with thrombospondin type 1 motif 9. The coding region runs from base 479 to 6316 and encodes 1945 amino acids. Gene Ontology annotation, molecular function: metalloendopeptidase activity; zinc ion binding. Lineage: Eukaryota; Metazoa; Chordata; Lepidosauria; Squamata; Phrynosomatidae. Gene Ontology annotation, biological process: extracellular matrix organization; proteolysis. The transcript is spliced from 40 exons. Gene Ontology annotation, cellular component: extracellular matrix. The record is from RefSeq and is a predicted model, not a curated record.
CAGAGAGCUGGGGAGUCCGGAGGGCAAGAGAGAAAGAAAGAGAGAGGGAGAGAGAGAGGGAGAGAAAGGAAGAGGGAGGCUGACCCACUCCCCUCCCCUCUCUCCCCCCAAAGAAGGGGGCUCCCGGUGGCAAGGAUGCUGGCCUCAGCCCCGGUGCUCCUCUCCCUCCCGAUCCCUUCUCCCGAGCGGACAGCUGGGGCCGAACCCGCUACAAGCGCCGGGGAGGAGAGGGAUCCUCACGGGGCCUCGAAGUGAAGCCCAGAGGAGGAGGAGGAGGAGGGGGAGGAAGAGUGGGAGGAGGAAGGAAGGAGGAGGAGGGAAGGCACCGCUGGCUGAAGUUGGGGCUCUGACCCCCUCCCCACCCUCCGGGCCAAAAAAAGGAAAGGCCAAAGGAAAGCCCAAGGGAAGGCAGGCAGGAAGGCAGGCAGGCUCCCUCUUGCUUGACUCUUCGUCCUCCUUCUUCUCCCUUGGAAGCACCAUGCAGCUGGCCUUAGGGGCGAGGAUGACGAUGGCCCUGGGCAGCCUCUUCGGCCUCCUGGGCCACUCCGGGCAGGACAGCAGCCGGGCCAGGCCAGCUCAGCUGCUGGAGACCCUGAAGGAGUACGAGAUAGUGACACCGACACGGGUGAAUGAGUUUGGAGAGCCCUUCCCUACCACAGUCCACUUUCCAAGGAAGAAGCGGAGCCUUCCUUUGGACAUUGAGCCCUGGGGCCUGGAUUCUACCUCCUCCUCCACCUCUUCCUCCUCCUCCUCCUCCUCUUUUUCUCCUACCACCCAAGCACACUACAAACUCACAGCCUUUGGGCAGCACUUCUUUUUCAACCUUACAGCCCACUCGGGAUUUAUUGCCCCUCUUUUCACUGUCAGUUUCCUUGGCGAGCAGGAGGCUAACCAAACAAACUUCUACACUAAGGAGCAAAGCGAUGUCAAGCACUGUUUUUAUAAAGGACAUGUCAAUACGGAUCCCCAACACAUGGCAGUCAUCAGCCUCUGUUCCGGGAUGCUAGGCACAUUCAGGUCUCAUGAUGGAGAGUAUUUCAUAGAGCCGCUCAUAUCACCUGACCAGCAAAAGUACGAAGAGGAGCACAAAAAACCACAUGUAGUCUACAGACGCAGUGUACCUCCAACAUUCCCGCCAGAAGACAAGCAAACUUGUGACACUUCAGGGCAUGCAAAAAAUCACAGGAAGUUUAAGAGGAGAAGCAAAACGGGACAGUGGCCCCCCAAUGUCGUUUUAUCUGAUAUAGAGUCAUUGAAACAUAGCUUAGCCUCAGAGCAGCUUCCUGCAACCAAUAAAAACAGAACGGGCAGCAUAAGAGGCAUGAAUACACGCCGCAGAACCAAGCGAUUUCUCUCCUAUCCUCGAUACGUAGAAGUUAUGGUAGUGGCAGACAGCCGAAUGGUCGCUUACCAUGGAGCAAACCUUGAGCACUACAUUUUGACCUUAAUGUCCAUAGUAGCAUCUAUUUAUAAAGAUCCAAGCAUUGGAAAUUUAAUUAAUAUUGUUGUUGUGAAUUUAGCAGUCAUUCCUAAUGAACAGGAUGGUCCUUCUAUAUCUUACAAUGCUCAGACAACACUAAAAAACUUUUGCCAGUGGCAGCAAACCCAGAACUACCCCAGUGAAGACCAUCCAGAGAAACAUGACACAGCUGUACUAGUGACAAGACAGGAUAUUUGUAGAGCUCACGACAAAUGCGAUACUUUAGGUCUGGCUGAACUGGGUACAGUCUGUGAUCCAUACCGGAGCUGUUCAAUUAGUGAAGACAGUGGACUAAGUACUGCUUUUACGAUUGCACAUGAACUUGGCCAUGUAUUUAAUAUGCCUCAUGAUGACAACAACAAGUGCAAAGAGGAUGGAGGGAAAAACCAACAACAUGUUAUGGCUCCCACCCUGAACUACAACACCAACCCUUGGAUGUGGUCAAAAUGUAGCCGGAAAUACAUCACAGAAUUUCUAGAUACUGGCUACGGUGAGUGUUUGCUUGAUGAACCUUCACCCAGAAGGUACCCUUUACCUCAGCAACUUCCAGGGUACAUAUAUGAUGUCAAUAAGCAGUGUGAGUUGAUAUUUGGCCCUGGAGCUAAGGUUUGCCCUUAUAUGCAGAAGCAGUGCAGAAGACUUUGGUGCAUCAAUGCAGAUGGAGCCCAUAAAGGAUGUCGCACUCAACACACGCCAUGGGCUGAUGGGACAGAAUGUGGCCAAGGAAAGCACUGCAAGUAUGGCCACUGUGUUCCCAGAGAGCGAGAAGUACCUGUGAUAGAUGGGACAUGGGGUGCAUGGAGUCCCUUUGGAGUUUGCUCACGAACAUGUGGUGGAGGCAUUAAAAAUGCUGUUCGAGAGUGCAACAGGCCUGAACCAAAGAAUGGUGGAAAAUACUGUGUGGGACGGAGAAUGAAAUUUAAAUCCUGCAACAUAGAGCCAUGCUCUAAGCAAAAGAAAGAUUUCCGUGAUGAACAAUGUGCAGUCUUUGAUGGGAAGCAUUUUAACAUUAACGGUCUACCUCCUAACGUGCGCUGGAUUCCUAAAUAUAGUGGAAUUUUAAUGAAAGAUAGGUGCAAGCUCUUCUGCAGAGUGGCAGGAAACACGGCUUAUUAUCAACUCAGGGACAGGGUUAUUGAUGGCACCCCUUGCGGCCCCGACACAAAUGACAUCUGUGUACAAGGACUUUGUCGGCAAGCUGGAUGUGAUCAUGUGCUCGGUUCCAAAGCCAGAAGAGAUAAAUGCGGUGUGUGUGGUGGGGACAAUUCAUCAUGCAAAACUGUUGCAGGGACAUUCAAUACAGUGCACUAUGGUUAUAACACUGUGAUACGCAUACCAGCUGGUGCUACAAAUAUCGACGUACGGCAGCAUAGUUACUCAGGGAAACCAGAAGAUGAUAACUAUCUUGCAUUAUCAAGUAAUGAAGGCUUCAUAUUAAAUGGAGACUAUGUUGUCAGCAUGUUUAAGAAGGAAAUCAAAGUUGGAAAUGCUGUGAUAGAAUACAGUGGCUCAGACACACCAAUUGAACGAAUCAAUUCUACAUACCGUAUUGAUCAAGAAAUAGUUCUUCAGGUAUUAUCAGUGGGUAAUUUAUAUAACCCUGAUGUUCGAUACACGUUCAGCAUUCCCAUAGAAGAUAAACCUCAACAGUUUUAUUGGAAUAUCUAUGGCCCUUGGCAACCCUGCAGUAAACUAUGCCAAGGAGAACGAAGAAGAAAACCUAUUUGCACCCGAGAGUCUGACCAGCUCAUGGUGUCUGACCAAAGAUGUGAUCGAAUUCCUCAGCCUGAUCCAGUAACUGAGUUGUGUAAUACAAACUGUGAAUUAAGGUGGCAUGUUGCCAGAAAAAGUGAAUGUACAGCGCAGUGUGGAGUGGGUUACCAAACCUUGGACAUUUCCUGCACAAAAUACAGCAAAUUGGAAGGGAAAAUUGAAAAAUAUGAUGAUCGAUACUGCAGUGGCAUUCCCAAACCAAGCUCUAGGGAAAAAUGUUCAGCAGAAUGUAGCACUGGAGGAUGGCGCUAUUCAGCCUGGACAGAAUGCUCUAAGAGCUGCGCCGGUGGCACAAAAAGACGCAGAGCUGUUUGCAUGAACACCUUCAACGAUGUCCUGGAGGACAGUAAGUGCAGUCAGCAGGAGAAGGUGACUGUGCAGCGAUGCAACGAGCUGUCAUGCCCACAGUGGAAAACAGGGGACUGGUCAGAAUGCUUGGUAACCUGUGGGAAAGGGCAAAAGCACCGGCAGAUCUGGUGCCAGUUUGGAGGAGAUCAGAUAAACGAUAGGCUUUGCAAUUCUGAGACAAAGCCAGAUUCCAUGCAAGUUUGCCAGCAGCAGGAAUGUGCAGCAUGGCAAGUGGGACCAUGGGGCCAGUGUACUGCAACAUGUGGGCAGGGCUAUCAGAUGAGAGCAGUGAAGUGUGUGGUUGGUGCCUAUGUAUCUGUGGUAGAUGAUAAUGAAUGCAACGCUGCCACCAAACCAACAGAUACACAGGACUGUGAAAUAGCACCAUGCCGUCUUCACCCAAGCAUCCCAGAAACAAAGCACAGUAGCCAUCGAACCCAAUGGAGAUUUGGAUCCUGGACUCCCUGCUCGACUACAUGUGGUAAAGGCACCCAGAUGAGAUAUGUCAGCUGUCGUGACGAUCAGGGGUCUGUUGCUGAUGAAGCUGCCUGCUUUCACCUUCCAAAGCCAUCAGCGACAGAAGCAUGUACAAUAACACCAUGUGGACAGUGGAAAGCUGCGGAAUGGACCUCAUGCUCUGUAACUUGUGGGCAAGGUAAAGUGACCCGGCAAGUAGUCUGCAUAGAUUACAGUGACCAGAUUGUUGAUAGGAGUGAAUGUGAUGCUGAGGAUAUUCCUGCAACAGAGCAAGAUUGUUCUAUGCCAUCAUGCCAACAGAUCAACCCUGAUUACAACAGACCAAUCCAUCCUUUCCCUUAUCCUGACUAUCGUCAAAAGAAUAACCAAGGUGGAAACCUGAAUCGAAACCAGGGGCGUGUACAUGUACAUGGGGGCAACCAGUGGAGAACUGGCCCAUGGGGAGCGUGUUCAAGUACAUGUGCUGGAGGAUUUCAGCGGCGGGUUGUAGUAUGUCAGGAUGAAAAUGGAUACACUGCCAGUAAUUGUGAUAUAAGAACAAAACCAGAUGAGCAAAGAUCAUGUGAAUCAGGACCUUGCCCUCAGUGGGCCUACGGUAGCUGGGGUGAGUGUACAAAGCCAUGCAGUGGAGGAACCAGAACAAGACUGGUUGUGUGCCAGCAUCCCAAUGGAGAAAGAUUUACAGAUCUGAGCUGUGAAAUUCUUGACAAGCCACCAGACCGUGAGCAGUGCAAUAUGCAGGACUGCUCUCAAGAUGCUGCCUGGAAUACAGGUCCUUGGAGCUCGUGUUCUGUCACUUGUGGACGAGGGCAGAAGUACCGAGACGUUUAUUGCAUGUCGAAAGAUGGGAAACAUUUAGAAAAUAAUCUUUGUAAACAACUGGCUAAACCAAAUAUGCAAAGAAAGUGUAGAGGUGGCAGGUGCCCAAAAUGGAAGACAGGAGACUGGGGACAGUGUUCAGUGUCCUGUGGGAGAGGUGUUCAACAGAGAAACGUCUUCUGCCACAUUGGUACUCACAAAACAACUAGAGAGACAGAAUGCAAUCAAUCCAGCCGACCAGUCUCUGAGCAGGAAUGUCAAACAGCUGAGUGUGCUACCUACAGUUGGGAAACAGAGGAUUGGCAAGAUUGUAGCAAAACUUGUGGCGAAGGGUCCAGAUACCGUAAAGUGAUAUGUGUGGAUCAAAAUAUGCAAGAAGCUGACAGUCUUCAUUGUGAUCCAAGUGAAAGGCCAGCUGAUGUUGAGACCUGCAACUUACCACCCUGUGAAUAUAUCUGGAUUACCGGGGAUUGGUCAGAGUGCUCUGUGACAUGCGGCAAAGGCUACAAGCAAAGGCUGGUUUCCUGCAGUGAAAUUUACACAGGGAAAGAUCAUUAUGAGUAUGGUUAUCAGAACACAGUCAACUGCCCAGGCACACAACCACCCAAUGUGCAAUCAUGCUAUCUAGGCGAGUGCCCAGUUUUGGCAUCGUGGAGAGUUGGAAAUUGGGGAAGUUGUUCAGUGAGUUGUGGAAUUGGGAUAAUGCACCGGUCGGUUCAGUGUCUUACAAACAAUGACCAGCCAAGUACUUUGUGCCUUGAAGAUCUGAAACCUGAAGAAAGAAGGGCAUGCCACAAUAUUCAUGACUGUGAAUUACCAACAAACUGCAAAGAAGUAAAACAGCUCAAAGUCAUCAGUGAGGAUGGAGAAUAUUACCUUAAUGUUAAAGGAAGGCUCUUAAAGAUAUAUUGUGCUGGCAUGGAAUCUGACAGACCAAAAGAGUAUGUGACUCUAGUGAAGGGCGAAGCAGAGAAUUUCUCAGAAGUCUACAGCUACAGAUUACAUAACCCAACUGAAUGUCCAUACAAUGGAAGCAGAAGAGAAGAUUGCCAGUGUAGGAAAGAUUACACAGCAGCUGGCUUUACUACCUUCAGCAAAGUAAGGCUGGACCUGAAUGCUAUGCAAAUAAUAACAACUGAUUUACAGUUUGCACAGACACGUGAUGGACGACCUGUUCCUUUUGCCACUGCUGGGGAUUGUUACAGUGCAGCAAAGUGCCCACAGGGUCGCUUUAGCAUCAGCCUCUCUGGAACUGGUCUAUCAGUAACACAAGCAUCAAAAUGGCUUUCCCAGGGGAAUUAUGCUGUUUCAGAAAUUAUAAAAUCACCAGAUGGCACCAAAGUAAUAGGGAAAUGUGGUGGUUACUGUGGAAAAUGUACGCCAUCAUCUGGAACUGGCCUCGAUGUCCAAGUGUUUUAGCAAUGGAGUUCUGAAUGCCGGGAGCUGAAGCAAGACAGAUGAAGGAUAACGAAGCAAUACCUCUGGCCUUCCACUUUUGUACUUCUUCCUCUUUGUGUGUAUCUGAAUAUGUGUAUGGGAUGCAUGCGUGUCUGUGCUUGUUUGCAUGUGUGUGUGUGUGUGUGUGUGUGUGUGCGUGCGUGUGUGCGUGCGUGCAUGUGUCAUGUAUAUUCUUAAUGUUGUAAAGUAUAAUAUUUAUGUCUGGAAUUAUUUAUUUUUGAUUUAAUAUUUUUGUACGUAAAAUGUUUAUAUUAAGGCUGCUUAUCCUGUGUUUUUUAUUAUAAUUUUUUAAAUCCUGCAGUCACACCACUGCAUUUUACGUACUCUACAUUAUAUGUAGCAUUAUGACAAAAGUGAUACUUUUAUUGUCACUAUACUCAAUUGUUUACCUUUGAUCAGUAACUUUUCUUCAUUGUUACAGGCUGCACUGAUCUUUGUAAGGUGCUAAAUGGUUUUCAUUAGGUAUUUUUGGCAUUUUAGAAAAAAAAAUUUAAAAGGAGAGAGAGAAUAUGAUGAUGUUUUUUAAAAUGUGCAAGUCCAUCAGUGUUAUGCAGGGACUCAGUGAAAACACACUACGAUGACAUGGCUUUAUCAAAUAGUUGUGAAUUAGGAUUUGAUUGUUUUUGUUUUGUUUUUAUUUGUUUUGUUUUGUUUUUUUAAAAAAGGGAAACAACCUCUUUUGGCCAGUGUAUUAACAAGCACUGGCUUGGUGCUAGCAUGAUAAUAUUUAUUAAAAUACUUUGUUACAAGCUAAAUCCUGUGCCACGUUACACAGCAAUGGAAGAUGAAUAAAUUUGGGUAAAUUGAGAGCACAGCCAAAUAUUAGCCAAGGUUUUGCACUGGAUAGCAGGACAUAAAGUUCUACUCAUGCAGAAGUAUGGCCUGUCCCCCUCUCACCUUCCACAGUCGUCACCUUCCUGCCACAAGGCUCCUGUCAUCUGAGAACUCCCAGGUGUCCCCCAGAGUCCAUAUCUUUGUAGUUGUUGUAUGGCCAGCUAUAAGAGCAUAGCCGGUCUUUCCACCACCCUGUCAAUGUGUGCCACUACAUGGCUGUAUCAGGGUGCCACUGGAGGAAGGUGAGUUUUGAGGGGGAAGAGGGGACUUGGUAUGAGGGACGUAUGGAAGUCUUCCCUUUGCAGUGGCCAAAAACAAAGCAAAACUGACUCGUGCUAGUAGAGUAUGUCACUAACAGGAUCUCAGCCCUCAAAUGUAGAACAGUGAUUUUUUAAAAAAAACUGUAUUCAAGGGAAUCUUAGUGUUCUUCAGAAGUUCAUGCAUAAAUUUAUUCCCCCAAAGAAAAUAUCAUGGCGUAGCAGUAGGGUUCAUUAAUCUUGUGAUUCCAUAAGUUUAUUGUUUGCAGUUAAGAAUAUGUUCCAAAAACUCUCUGUAAGACACAGGGGGUCUGAAAGAAGAAAGUCUGAAAACCACUGGUUUUAAGGGUCAAGUACAUUGUGACUGGAGGUUGCCAAUCAGUGCUAGAUUUAACUCCUCACUCUGUUGUAACUGAAACUGAUUCAGAGGGGGGAAAAUCAUAGUUUUAUUUAUUUAUUUACUUAGGCCUAAUAAACAAAUGUAUUUCCUGAAAAUUAUAUUAAUUUCAUAGCACGCCUUCAUUUCAUCCAUAAUAGCAGCCCUGCAGGGUAGCUGUGCCAGUCUGUUGCAGCAGAAAUAGCAGAGGCACAUGAAGGACUAACCAGCUUUACUUGGCAUAGGCUUUCAUGGAGUCCAGCUCUCUUAAUUCAGUGCAAAGCUUAUGUCUUUUGGAAUUAUUCCUUCACUACCCAGAAUGAGGCAGGAACCACAUGUUCUUCAAUUCUUGCUGAAGACUCCAAACCCCCUUGUGCUAUGUUAUUCUUUCUAGCCAAGCCCAUGAAUCAGAUUUGGAAAGAUUAGCACCUCAGAAAAGAAAAUGUACCAAGUACACACAGAGAGACUGAAUAAUGUGUAAAUUUACAGUACAGAUUAACAGAAGAAUAAACUAGUAACCCAUAGCUAACUAUUGAGUUGUGUGUGGAUUGAUCCUGCAUCUCCCAAGAGAUAAAUAAUACAGCACUCAUUCUCUGGUCAGUACAGAGAGGAAAUCCAUUUCAUUUGGGACUUACUCAAGCCCAAUAUCCAUAUUUUUGAGUGGGAUGGUUGCCAGCUACUGUGAAACUGCUGCCUGCAGUACCAGAGUCCCAAAAGCUUAAUGAAUAUGGAUGGACUACUCCAUUCUGCUGCUCCACAAAUUUCAUUUAGUGAUGCAUUAACUGAAAAUGCCAUAGUAGCAGCAAUCAAUCUAGCUGAAUGCACCAGGAUUUUACAUCGCCACUUUAACUUUUUAGACUCCUACACUGGAAACAUACAGCUCCUUAGCUGUCUUGCCAAAGUAGACUUCAGUGUAACCUAUCCAGUGGUGGAUUUCAUGUCCUGUGCAUCUGUUUUAUUAUAUAGCAUCUGUUUUAUUCUAGCAGUGAUGCUAGUUCUUCUCUGUGUGAUGUUUCAGAUUAAGUCAGAAAAGAGGCAAGUGAAAUUCUUGUGAUAGGUAAAAAUGGUACGUCCAGUUUUAAAACUACUUAUCUCUUGGUAAAAGAGCACAAGAGCUGUCUAACAGAUAGUGCUGAAAUUUCAGAGACUUACUAGCAAUAACCUCAGUCAGAAAAGUACUUUCAGAUAAAAUAGCCUUGAUGGUUAUUGUCCUUAUAAGAGGAAAAGUUUCCAUCAGCACAAUGUGAAAACGCCAUGAUGGAGAUCUCUUGGCAAGCAUAAUAAUGUUGCUCCCCUCAAAAACCAUUCACCAUGGUGUAGUGGUUUGAAUGUUGUACUACAACUCUGGAGACCAGGGUUCAAAUAUUCACUUGGCCAUUGGAUGGCCUUAGGCAAAUCACACUCGCUCACAGACAAAUGCAAAGAAAAAAACCCUCUGAACAAAUCUUGCCAAGAAAACCACAUGAUAGGGUUCCCUCAGGGUUGCCAUAAGUCAGAAAUGACUUGAAGGCACACAACAACAAUGCAGAUGUGAAGACAGCAAGUCUUGUCUUCUUAUUUAAUCACCAGUGACACAGGGUUGCUAUCUAACAUUUUAAUGUAUUCAAUCUCAGACCUAAAUCUAGUCCAGUUUAAAGGAAAGAGAGAAUGUAUUUUAUGCCUGGUGACAAAUUACUCACAGAAUUAUCUCAUGCCAGUGAAUGAAAGCUUUCUAUGAUACUUUAUCCACUCUUUUGAUGAAGUGAUGCCUUGACAAUGUUAUCAUAUUCAUUACUUCUUCUAAGACUCCUAAAGUCUGGCUAGCUGUCCACUCAGCCUCCAUGCAGCUGAAAGAAACCUUGCAGAGGCAUGAUCACAGACUGAACCUUGAUCUGCCCUAAAAGGAAGAAACCAUGGGACAUCAAUUAUCUAAGUUAAAAUUUCUGAAAACUACAACCUACAAGAAUAUUUUGCUAUCAGGAUUAUUAUUAUUAUUAUUAACCUUUAUUUAUAAAGCGCUGUAAAUUUACACAGCGCUGUACAUAAAUUUUUUAAUCAGACGGUGAGAUUGCUUCUCCUCUCUUUGCUUUCCUUAACACUUUUGCUAUUACUAGUUUAGGAAUAUGCCAGGCAAUAGCAGACUUUGAGGUCAUGGCAAAAUCAGCACUAUGUUCCUCAAGUCAUGCACACCAUUCGAUGGUAAUGAGGCCAUUUGUAAUUUUCUCUGGAUGCCUACUUGCCAACAUCAAUUUGAAAAACAUCAUUUGGAUCUGUCUGAAUAUUUUGUAGUGUAAAAUCUGUUGUCCUAGGUGGAUUAGAUGUCUGCCAAGGAAAGCUUAUGCCAAUUAAAAUGUGUUAGUCUUUAGGGUUUGUUAAUCUUUAAGGUUCCACAGGAUUUGAAACAGAAUUGCAAAAUCAUUUUGUCAUACAAACCCACAAACAAAGAUUCUAAAACAAAUGUGGGGGGGGGGGGAAUCAAGGCCAGUCUAUGAACUUCUGUUUCCCUAGAAACACACAGAUAUAAAACAUCAACAACUUGUAAAUGUAAAGGAGACAUUUAAUAAACAUAGGUUUCAUUUUAAAUUAUAUUGUAAUAUUAUUAAUAAUAAUAUUAAUUUGAAAGAAAAUUUAAACUACUGUAUAUACUCAUGUAUAAGUCUAGAAAUUUUAGUCAAAAAAUUGAUCCUCCCUCCCCCAAAUCUGGUUUGACUUAUCCACGGGUCAGUGUAAGUACUGUACUGCAACUUGUUAUCAAAAAAAUUAUUUGUGAGCUGCCUUGGGACCCUUUCGGGAGAAAGGCAAAUAGAAAUCAAAUAAAUAAAUAAAUAGUAACCAUCUCCUUCUCUGAGUAGAGCGUUGAAAGGCAAGAGUUUAAUCCCUCCCAGGAGCACAUAAAAGAAGCACCAAACAACACCACUUCUGACCUUUUUGAAUGCCUGGGUUGGAAAAUGACAGCAAUGGCAGUUCUUUGGCACUUCCCUCAAAGGAUAUUCCUCAUGGAUAUCAAAAUCUGUGGAUGCUCAAAGCCCAUUAAAUACAAUGGUGUAGUAAAAUGGUGUCUCUCAGAUAAAAUGGCAAAAUCAAGAUUUAUCUUAUGCAAUUUAUAUUUUUCUGAA